CUUAAGCGCAAACUCAGAGCAGCUAUUUGCAUGCUUUUUACUCUGACCUUUGACCCAAACACCUCAGAGCUGCGGUUUGUUUCUUGUCAGGUUUGAUCUGAUGGAAAAGAAGCUCAGAUCCUGAGAACACCUGGAAAUACCUGAAGAUACCUGCUGCCGUUUGUUGUUGGGAUGGGGUUCACCGAUCUGUUGGACGAGGUGGGUGGGUUUGGCAGGUACCAGUGGAUCCACGUGACCCUGAUCAGUUUACCUGGUUUGCUGAUGGCGAGUCAGAACCUGCUUAACAACUUUGUCUCUGGAGUCCCUGCCCACUACUGCAGCCUGCCAGCCAAUCACAGCUUGACCAACAUGUCGCAUCUUCACCAGGUGGAUGAGAAGCAGCUGCUGAAAGUGUUCAUCCCUCCCGAUUCUUCAGGAAAAAGACUGGCCCGUUGCAGGAGGUAUGUGACACCUCAGUGGCAGCUGUUAGCUGCUAACAGUUCUGCUAACAUUAGCCAACUGCAGACCGAAGACUGUAUCGAUGGAUGGACCUUUGACCAGUCAGAGUUCUUUGCCACCACCGUCUCUGAGUGGAGUCUGGUCUGCUCGCUCCGCCCUCUCAAACAGAUGAUUCAGACCAUUUAUAUGGGUGGAGUUUUAACGGGAGCCAUAAUCUAUGGGGGCCUGUCAGACAGGUUUGGGAGGAGGUCUAUUCUGAUCUGGUCAUACCUGCAACUUGCUGUGCUUGGCUGUAGCUCCGCCCUCUCCCCCACAUACUCCGCCUACUGCAUUUUCAGGUUUUUGAGUGGGAUGGCGGUAUCUGGGGUCAUCCUCAACGCAGUUUCCCUAAAGGUGGAGUGGAUCCCAACCAAGUCAAGGACAGUAGUCGGCACGCUUACUUCCUUUUUCUUCACCUUUGGCCAGAUGGUUCUGGCUGGGCUUGCCUAUUGGCUGAGAGACUGGAGGAAGCUGCAGUUGGUUGUCUGUGCACCUCACUUCCUGUUCUUCGCCUACAGCUGGUGGUACUCAGAGUCAGCUCGUUGGCUUGUUCUGAAUCGGCGCUCUGAGGAUGCAUUGAAGAGUCUUCACCGAGUCGCUCGAAUCAACGGGAAAUCAGAGAUGAUCGAUAAGAUCACCACUGAGGUGCUCCAUUCUCACAUGAAAAAAGAGAUUGAGUCGGCUCGUUCAACAUUCACAGUUUUUGACCUGCUGAGGACACCAGGGAUGAGACGCAUCUCCAUUUGUCUGUUGGCUGUCUGGUUCUCUACUAGUUUUGCAUACUACGGUCUGGCGAUGGACCUGCAGAAGUUUGGGGUGAGUAUUUACCUGAUGCAGAUCAUCUUUGGGGCCGUAGAUAUUCCUGCCAAACUGUUUGCUCUGGGCACGCUCAGUUACCUGGGGAGGCGGGUCUCUCAGGCAGGUUGUCUGUUCCUGUCAGCCGCCAUCAUCUUUGCCAACAUCUUUGUCCCCACAGAGAUGCAGACUCUGAGGACCACGCUGGCCUGUCUGGGUAAAGCUUUCACCUCGGCCUCCUUCACUACCGUUUACCUGUACACCGGCGAGCUGUACCCGACUGUCAUCAGGCAGACAGGGAUGGGCUUCGUCUCCACCAUGGCAAGAGCUGGCAGCAUGGCGGCACCUGCCGUCCUCAUCCUAGAUGAGGUACUCCCUGUUUUGCCCAGCUUGGUGUAUGGCGGCUCAGCCGUGCUCGCAGGCUGCUUCGCCUGCUUCCUGCCAGAGACCCUCAAUGUGCCACUGCCUGACACUAUCGAAGACGUGGAGGCCAAGUGGUCUGGCCAGAGCUCCACCUCCCUACAGACGGAGUGCAUGUCUCUAAAGAAGGGUGUGGUCUCCAAGGAGGGCAUGGCUUUAAAGGAGCUUAAGGAAACAGAAGGAAGUGGCCUCAACAUGCUCUGAACAAUCAGAUGGCACUGCAUCAUACAGUCAAGCCCAGUGCCAAUGGGACUGACUGUUGACCAAUCAGGUGCUGAUGUUUUAAGAGGGACCACUGAGGACAUUGAGAAUAAAUUAAAUGCUGAAUCAACAAAGGUGAUUAUUGAUUGAUCAGAUUUGAAUGAUCAGAUCAUAACAGGAGCCAGUGAUAACGACGAAUCUUAAAUAAUACACUCAU
Molecule: messenger RNA, 2110 nt
Organism: Archocentrus centrarchus (flier cichlid)
Lineage: Eukaryota; Metazoa; Chordata; Actinopteri; Cichliformes; Cichlidae
Gene: oatx
Product: organic anion transporter X
Exons: 15
Coding region: 172-1896 (574 amino acids)
Biological process (GO): transmembrane transport
Cellular component (GO): membrane
Molecular function (GO): transmembrane transporter activity
Source: RefSeq, a predicted model, not a curated record